GUGACUUAACGCGACUGUAAAACGAGACAAAUGAAGUUAAUUUUCCUCAGCUGGUGAUGGCGGAUGUUGUUGAAAAAGAAAAAGACACCAUGAAGAAUUACCACAUAGCGUCUGAGAGAAUUAACUCAGACAUCGGUCGCUUUCCUUACUGCGUAGUGUGGACACCUAUCCCCGUGCUAUCAUGGCUGGUUCCAUUCAUCGGCCACAUGGGGAUCUGCACUUCCACUGGUGUCAUCCGGGACUUUGCUGGACCGUACUUUGUCUCAGAAGACAACAUGGGUUUUGGGAAACCAACAAAGUACUGGAUCCUUGACGUCAGCAAAGUCUACGCCAGUGGCUCCAAUGCCUGGGACACAGCGGUGCAUGAUGCUUCAGAGGAGUACAAGCACAGGAUGCACAAUCUCUGCUGGGACAACUGUCACUCGCAUGUCGCCAUGGCUCUGAAUCUGAUGAGAUAUGAAAACAGCACCUCGUGGAACAUGGUCAACCUCUGCCUCCUCGCUCUGAUCCACGGAAAACAUGUCAGCUGUGCAGGAUUUCUGAAGACCUGGCUGCCCUUCCUGAUGCUGAUGGGCGUCAUCUUCACAGUGACCCUGGCCAUCAACCUGCGGUGACCUGGGGGGGGGGGGGACACAGUGGGAACCCCUGCAGGUCGGAUGUGGGGUUGACCUUGUCGGUGUCGAGCGAAAGCAACGGAGGAUUUAAAGACUUCUUAUCUCCUGAGAGACGGUUUCUUGAACGGGGACGUCCAACACGUGGUUGGUUUGUGGGAAGCGGGCGGCCUGUUACUGGAAGCUGGGAUGCCCUUGUGAUAAAUUCAUUGAUACUCGAGCCAUUUAUUCAGAGAGAAGUGACUGAACACACUUAAUGGAUUCUGAUAAUUGAAAGCGCAACAGCAGGUAAAGCCAGCGCCGCCUGCAAAAGCGUGGACGUUGUGUAGCUGCAUCGAUUAUUCAUCGAGUAGAGGAACGUAUAGCUGCAGUCUCAGAGGGAACACAUUCAUGCCUUGCUUUCAGAUAUUUGACGAUUUUACUUUACUUCCAGGAUGCCGUUUUUUAUACCGGGGAGCACAAACACGUUAAAUCAAUUCGAUGCCUUUUUUAGGGAGUUUAUUGCAUCUUAUGCUUGAUCUGCUGUCGCUCUUCUACAGUAAUGCAACUUACAGCUAAACAUGCCAGAGCUCUUUCUGUUUUUGUGAAUCUUCUAAAAACAAGUAUUUUCUCUGAGAUGUGUUGUACAUGUAUCACCUCAUGGUACCGCUUUUAAUAAGUUUACAGAAAAUUGUUUUCAUACUUUUUUUUUUUUUUUUUUAAACUGCAGGUCAUCAGUGCAACGAUUGUAGCAACCUCAAUGAAUGUUGCUGUGGAAAACAAACCCAACAGAAUAUCUGAGCCUUUUGUUUUCUGCACUUGUGCCAAAUGAGGGAGAAAGGGAGACCAAACUGUGUCCUUGAAUAUCUACGUUCAUGCUCAUCGGUGACUCCAAACAAAAAGCCGGUUGAUGUCUGAGUUAUGAAACCUGGUCUCGAUCUUUGCUCAACCUGAGAGAGAUUUAGUUUUUCAUUUGACUGUGCCUCAACAUAACCUCCCGCAUAUCAUUUGUGUCAUAUUUUCAUUUUUGACACUUUUUUUUAAGAACUUUAAAUCCAAUUGAUGGUCGGCACUCCAAAUCGGUUGCCAUGGCCGUCGUGAGUAGAUUCAAAUCCCCUCUAUUGUUUGCAAUCAAACGGGGAAAAAAACCGUGUUGAGCCCUCUCUUUGUCCGCGGUGGUGCCAGAAGCAGCAGGUAGCCGGGAUCCUCAGGUUUUCACACUCGCCAACCGCUGCUGAACGUCCCCAGUUCCCCCAGCGUCGCAACUGCUGCCUUCCACCUCUGCAGACCAGAGUCGACGGUCAUUGUGAAAUGUCGGCACUCUUUCGUAAAGCUUUGAUACACAGCGGCCAACAAAGUGUGUGAUCUUCUAGAUGAAAUGUUUUAUUUUCUGUAACGAGGGUUUGACCUCAGGGCGAACACGGUGGCAGUUUUCCAGACUCUCUAGUUUUUCUAGCUCUCCUCAUCGGGCUUCUGUUGAAAGCAGAUAUUCUGUGGCCUCUUGUGUGCAGUUCACCCAUGUUGCCUGUAAAUAUUUGAUCACACAUGAUCCUGUAGUACACCAGGUGCUCUUCAUAUACUCUUUCAAACAUGAUCGCUUUCACUCUUUAGAUUUAUCCUUUUGAAAAAUUUACGGUGUCGCUUCUGCGUAUCUCUGCUCGGCAGCAGAUUCCUGCCUGAGUGAGUGUGUGAUCACGUGUGUGUGUGUGUUAGUCAUGCACACAGCGAUCGGAGAGCGCAUGUGAUUGCAUGUGUGCGUUGCAUGCAUGCAGGAAACGAUGAGAGAGAAGUUAAUGUUUGACACACACUGUGGCUUCCUGAUUAAUAAUCAGCUGCACUUCAUUGCAGCAAACUGC
Anarrhichthys ocellatus (wolf-eel) is the source of this 2446-nucleotide messenger RNA. RefSeq names its product transmembrane protein 222b (gene tmem222b). NCBI's taxonomy places the organism in Eukaryota, Metazoa, Chordata, Actinopteri, Perciformes, Anarhichadidae. The record is from RefSeq and is a predicted model, not a curated record. Bases 57 to 614 code for a protein of 185 amino acids. The transcript has 6 exons.